Molecule: messenger RNA, 1425 nt
Organism: Diaporthe amygdali
Lineage: Eukaryota; Fungi; Ascomycota; Sordariomycetes; Diaporthales; Diaporthaceae
Exons: 3
Coding region: 1-1425 (474 amino acids)
Biological process (GO): D-serine catabolic process
Molecular function (GO): D-serine ammonia-lyase activity
Source: RefSeq, a predicted model, not a curated record
AUGUCGGCGACAGCAUCCAAGACCGCUCUUCAAGAGCGCUUCGUUGGGAAGACUCUCCACGAGGUUCCGACCCCCAGCAUCAUCCUGGACCUUGCCAAGCUCGAGGUCAACUGCCAGCGAAUGAUUGAUGCCGCCGACAAGAACGGCAUUGGGUGGCGAGCUCACAUCAAGACUCACAAGACCAAGGAGCUUACCAGGCUUCAAGUCGGCGAUGAGACCAACACACCCGCCAACAUCAUCGUCUCAACCGUCCUCGAGGCAGAGAAUAUCGCACCCGUAUUAAAGGAUUUCCAGAGCAAGGGGCGCAAAGUCAAUGUGCUCUACGCAUUUCCUCUCUACCCAUCCGCGGUCUCACGACUCGCCGCCAUCUCCCAGGAUCUGGGACCUGAAGCGGUCUCCGUCAUGAUCGACAAUCCAGACCAGGUCCCACUCCUGGCCGCUUUCAAGUCCCAGUCCGGGGGCAACAAGCCACUCGUCUUCCUCAAGAUCGACGUCAAGUACCACCGCGCAGGCGCCAUCCCGGGCACCCCAACCUACCAGUCCCUGCUCAAGGCCAUCCUAGCAUCCGAGGCCGAAGGCUCCUGCGUCCUCCACGGCCUGUACGCCCACGCAGGGCAGUCGUACUACACGCGCAAGGACUGGGACGCCCUGAUGUACCUGACCGAAGAGUACGCCACCCUGAGCAACGUAGCCAACGAAAUCCGCAGCCAGAGCCCCAGCCACCCGCUCGUCCUAUCCGUAGGCGCCACGCCGACAGCCACGGCGCUGCAACACCCAGACUUCACAAGCGGGGCGCCGGCGGCAUCAUCCCCCUCCAGCCAAGAGGCCGGGGCGCGCGUGGCGAACCUGUCGGGCCUGAUCAAGGACCUCAAGCAGGCCGGCCUCGGCCUAGAGGUCCACGCCGGCGUCUACCCGGCCCUGGACCUGCAGCAGCUGGCCACGCACGCGCGCGACGGCUCGCUGCUGAGCAGCGGCGACAUCGCCAUCACGGUCGUGGCCGAGGUGGCGUCGCUGUACGCCGGCCGCGGCGAGGGCGGGUCCACCGAGGCGCUGGUCAACGCCGGGUCGCUGGCGCUGGGCCGCGAGCCGUGCAAGGAGGACGGCGCGGGCCACUACGCCGGCUGGGGCGUGGUGGCGCCGUGGGGCGACGCGGGGCUCGAGGAGUCGGACCCGGCGCCUAGGGACUUCCCUGCGGUGCACGGGGGCUGGCAGGUUGGUAAGAUCAGCCAGGAGCAUGGGAUUCUCGUGUGGAAGGGGGCCAAGGAGGCCGAAGUGCCGUUGAGGUUUGGGCAAAGGGUGAGAAUAUGGCCAAACCACGCGUGUAUUACCGGUGCUGGGUAUGAUCACUACCUAGUGGUCGACAGCAGGAGAACAGGGAAGGAGGACGAAGUGGUUGAUGUAUGGCCGAGGUGGAAUGGAUGGUGA